Molecule: messenger RNA, 1374 nt
Organism: Cyclocybe aegerita
Lineage: Eukaryota; Fungi; Basidiomycota; Agaricomycetes; Agaricales; Hemipholiotaceae
Source: the annotation of a GenBank genome assembly
AUGAAGAUCACCUGCUGCCCACAAUACACCAUCAAAAGCCAGCGUAAACUUAUAAAUCGCUGGAACCGAUAUAUUCUCCGAGAGGAGCCCGACAGUCCUAUGGAAGCGGAUACCAGUGAUGAAACGUCAAAGUCGAAGAAAUCCGGUAAAAAGCCCCAACUGAAAUCGCCCCCAUUCACCUCGUUGUCCGAGUCCCUUCAUGCAUCUGAGAGUAAUAUCCAUCCAGAAUUAGAAUCGACGCAUACUUUUGAAGUUACUCUAGAGCCUGCUUCAUACACUGUCCAGAAAUCUGCUCUUUAUAAAAAAUACCAAUCCGAGAUACAUAAUGACAGGAAAUCGUCACCAUCUGGAUUCAAACGAUUUCUUGUUGACUCUCCUCUACAGGUGGAACCAAUACCAUACCCGAAUCCUCCGCCAAGUCACCUGCCGCUUAACUAUGGCUCAUACCACCAAUUAUAUAAAAUCGAUGGUCAAUUAAUGGCUGUGGCAGUGCUAGAUAUCCUGCCAUGUUGUGUUUCCAGCGUUUAUUUCAUGUACGAUAACACUUGGGAGAGGUUCUCUCUGGGCAAGCUCAGCGCACUUCGAGAAGUGUCCUUGGCACGAGAAAUACGGGAGGCCGGAGCACCGGAAGUGUCUUCUCUAUACAUGGCUCUUGCGUUCGCGAUCCUUGCGCACACCUUUCUAUGGCGACAAGCACGGGAGCGUAGAGAAUAUGUCUACGCAAAAUCCCUGGAGGCGCAAGAAAGGCAGACUUGGGACCGCAAACAACAGUUGAAAGGGAGUUUGGCCACAGGGAAGACGCUUCCGACGGAACUGAAGAAGAGUGCAAAGGACUUGGGAAGGGAUUUUACAUUCGAUGAAGCUCAAGCUGAACCAACAACACACAUCGAUAACGAGUAUUCUCAUGCUGGUAUUGAGGAUCCAAAGAUAGUUAUAACGACGUCCAGAGACCCCAGUUCAAAAUUGUUACAGUUUUCCAAAGAAAUGCGUCUCGUCUUCCCGAAUUCCCAUCGAAUAAAUCGAGGAAAUUAUGUCGUUAAAGAGCUUGCGGAGGCCUGUCGCGCGAACGAUGUGACAGACCUCAUCGUGGUGCACGAACAUCGUGGAAUUCCCGACGCUCUUAUUGUCUCGCACUUUCCUCACGGACCGACGGUCUACUUCACUCUCAACAACGUCAUCCUUCGUCACGACAUCGUGUCUUACAAUAAAUCAACAGUAUCUGAACAAUAUCCUCAUCUUAUUUUCGAGAACUUCAGCUCCAAACUCGGAGAGCGGGUGCGAGAUGUUCUGAAGUACUUGUUCCCUGUUCCCAAGGAAGACAGCAAAAGAGUCAUGACUUUUGCCAAUGAAGAUGACUUCAUCUCAUUCCGGUAG